Molecule: messenger RNA, 3482 nt
Organism: Uloborus diversus
Lineage: Eukaryota; Metazoa; Arthropoda; Arachnida; Araneae; Uloboridae
Gene: Usp16-45
Product: ubiquitin carboxyl-terminal hydrolase 16-like
Exons: 19
Coding region: 151-3351 (1066 amino acids)
Biological process (GO): protein deubiquitination
Molecular function (GO): zinc ion binding; cysteine-type deubiquitinase activity
Source: RefSeq, a predicted model, not a curated record
CGCUGUUCAGCCCUGCUCGGUCUCGAUGUUCAAAAUUUCAAAACAAAGCCAUGAAUGAGAAAAAUGUGUUUUAAUUUUAAAAUCAUUUGAGUGUUUUAACCUGGAACUUUUCAAGCCGAUUAUUGUUUUCCUAAAUAAGGAUUCAACACAAUGCCCAAGAAAAAAAAUAGUCGACAAAAACAUCAGAAAGAUGUUUCAUUUGCUGAAACUUCUGAGGAGGAGUUGAACAGUGGAAAUGUUCAAAUCAAUGGGAAAGUCUGCUCUCAUUUGUCCAGAGGUAUCAACUUCGGGCGCAUUAAAAAGACUUUGAAAACAGGCAGUAAUCUUGCUUUGUGCAAUACUUGUGAUACUCCUAUUUCUGAUCCUGACAAUGCUGCUGAAGUAUGGCUUUGCAUCCAGUGUGGAUAUCGUGGUUGUGGUAGGAUGUCAGAAAAUAAGCAUGCUCUUCAGCAUUAUAAAACUAUCCACUCUGACUGCCAUGCACUUGUUUUAAGUACUUCAUCUGGAAUAGUUUGGUGCUAUGAUUGUGAUAAUGACAUUCCUUUACAAUCAUCUUCUAAUUUAAAGCAAUGCGUAGAAUUUGUAAUGAAAUUAAGAAGUUGCAAUAAAGUUGAGGCAGAUAAAGUUUCUGAAGCAUCAAACUCUGCCAUAAAGAAAGAAUCAGAUCUUAUGAACUCUGAAAGUUGUAGCAAAUCUUCAAAUGAAGAAUUGAAAGACUCCAAAAAGAAAAAUACUGAUAUUGUGAAAAAAGAAGCUGCUGUUCAUAAAAAAACUGUAAAGGGCUUACGGAAUUUAGGAAACACUUGUUUUUUCAAUGCUGUUAUGCAGAAUUUAAGCCAAACUCAUCUGUUGUUCCAUGAAUUAGAGCAAUGCUGUUCUCCUACAUAUCUUUGGGAGGUUCCUAAACUUGUCUGUACUGAUGAUGGAAUUGUAGAAGACACAGAUUCUAGUCAUAUGAAAUUGUCUUUGCCACGUCAGUUUUCCCUUGUAAAUAGUUUGUUAAAUUUUUUAAAGCAAAUGUAUGCACCAGUGGUUUCUAAGGUUGAAGUGAUUAAUCCUAACACUUUGUUUGGAGAAAUUCAAAAGAGGUCACCCCAAUAUAGUCACUUCCAAGAACAAGAUAGUCAUGAAUUGCUGAGGCAGCUUCUAGAUGGUGUACGACAAGAAGAGAUAAAAAGGCAGAGAAAAGCUCUUCUAAAGGUUUUUAAUUUGGAAAAUGUUCCUCCUGAUGAAGUUGAUAAAUCAACAAAAAAAUUAUUUAAAGAAUAUGGACGGUAUGCUGGACAUACUAUUGUCGAAAGGAUAUUUGGCGGUCUUCUUGUCAGUACCGUUUUGUGUGAGGAGUGCAAUGCAGUCUCUCAGGUGGUUGAACCUUUUAUGGAUUUGUCUUUACCAUUAUUUGAAGAAAAGCCUUCAAGAGGUCGGAAGUCUGAAAUUGAUGCCGAUGAAACUAUUGCAGAAGAAUAUGUCCUUAAUAAGCCAAAAUCCGACCCAGAAAAGCCUAGCAAAUAUCAAGAAAGGAAGAUGAAACAAUUAGCAAAAAAAGAAAAAAAAAAAGGCAAGAAUGUGAAAAACAAAAGAAAUUCAGAUUCUGGAAUAGCUACGAUAUCUGAUGAAACAAAAAAUGCGUCAGAAAAUGCUUCCAAUGAGGAAACUAAUACGUGCCAUGAUUUAUUAUAUGAAGAAAGUGAAAAAUUUGAUAAAACAGAUGGGAUCCUUAUAAAUCCGGAAAAUGGGGAGCCUGCUAUGCAGUCGCCUCUAGCCAAUGUAAGUGAAGCUGGUUCUGAAUCAUCUCUCAAAGAAACAGACGAGGAAGAUCCAGUUGAAAAGAAUAAAACUGAUGACAAGAAAAAUGAUGGCACUUGUGAAAAAACUGAAAAACCAGUCUCCAAAGAAGUUGGUUUUGGAAAAGACGGAAAAUCCUCUGUGAGUGAUAAGAAAAAUAGUGGAGAUAAGGACAAGGUCAACUCGGAAGAAAAAUUCGAAAAUUUUCAUGAAAAAGUAAAUGGGGAAGCUCCCGAGAAAAAGUGUUGUGGAGAAGAUGAGGUAGAGACAAUUCAGGAAGGACCUUCAGACUGUCUGGAAAAAGCAGAUGUUGAAAAUUCUGAAAAAAUUCAGCGCCAGCAUUCUGCAUCUAAUGGCAAACCUGAUAAUGAGCUUAUCUCAAAAUUUUCUAUGUUGUUAAAUGAAGAAAAAACUGAAGAACUGAGAAACUCUCCAGACCAAGUGAUUAAUAAUUCAAAAAAUGAUAAUGAAUCUGAGGAAGACACUUUUGUAAAAGAUAAUAACAAUUCGUCUGAUAAAGUUUUAGAUUUGAAAGCAGACACUCAAAUUCCUGCAAUAGAAGUAUCAAGUAAUCAGUGCCCUAAUGGCAGUUUAGAAAUUUCCCAAGAAUGUGAUGAUAGCCUUAAUAUUUCAAACCUGGAUGAACGAAUGCAAGUGUUAAGCAUGCAAGCUAAGGAAGUCAGAAUCCGGCAUGACAGUGACAAACAAGAUGAUAUUUUGAAUUCGUCAGAAACUGUAUGUGAUGCUGGAAAUGGCCCUGUAAAUUGCAACUCACAUAAAACUAUAGAAAAACAUUUAGACAGUAAUGGAAACACGGAAAACUGGUCACAUACACUAACAGAAAACGAAACUAAGGACUGGCUUCAAAAAUCACUCUCAACUCUUAAACCUCGAAGUCACUUUUCUCCCAAUGAAUGCUCAAUCAAUUCUUGUCUGAAUCAUUUUACCAAACCUGAACUGCUAACCGGCAGCAAUAAGUUUCGGUGUGAAAACUGCACAAAAAUCAAGUGUGAUAAAACAGGAAAUGCAAAAGAAGUUGUGUAUGCCAAUGCUAGCAAGCAGCUCUUGAUAUUUAGUCCUCCUGCUAUUUUAACUCUGCAUUUGAAAAGAUUUCAACAGGUUGGAAUGAAUUUAAGAAAAAACAAUAAAUUUGUUGAAUUUCCUUUAUUACUAAACUUGGCACCAUUCUGCAGCUCAGCCUGUUUGGUACUUCCUCAUAUGGCUAAUGUUCAGGAUGAAAUAUUAUAUUCACUAUAUGGACUGGUUGAACAUAGUGGAAGGUUAACAAGUGGACAUUAUACUGCAUACAUAAAAGCUAAUCAAAGGACUUGUAAAUCUUUAACAAAAGCAUUUGAAAAUCAUUGCCCUUUAGCUCAAUGUGAUUUUAAAAUACUGUUACAUAAACUUUAUCAGUUUAAGUCUUCAAUUUGUGAACCACCAGAAAGUAUAGAUAAUAGUGAGGACUCUAAAUGGUAUUAUAUUAGUGAUAGUCAUGUAAAAGAAGUUACAGAAUCAAGUGUUUUAAAUUCACAAGCGUAUUUGCUGUUCUAUGAACGCAUAAAAUAAAUUUUGUUGGAAAUUUUUAUUCAAUAUUAUCAUACUAGAGCUUUUUUAUACUUUGUAAAUAUUGCAAUGGUAAAAUAUUUUUCUAAUUUUUAAACACAGCUAAAAAGAAAUCAUUUACGAAAAUUGUAGAA